UUUGCCAUCCUUGGUUUUUGCCGAGAAAAAUUAUUUAAUAUUAAUUGUAGUUUGGCAUUUGGCACUUGGCAUUUGGCAGGUUGAAAAAUGGCCCCAGAGAUGAAUAUUGGCGGGGACGGUGACCCGGAUGAUGCGCUGGAAGAGUUCAAGCCGAAGAUGGAGCGGCGCAGCACUGGUGGCAGAGACACAGGCACGGGCACUCAAAAAUGCGGCCACACGGGCAACAAGGGGCGUGCCUGUUCGUUCGAGGGCUGCGACAAGAGCUACCUAAUUGUGAAGUGGCAUCUGCGUAGCGGCGGCGGCCACGAGCGAUCGGGGGAGGCGACACAGAAGAGCGCCAAAUGCUCGGUGAUGGAGUGCAGCAAGACGUUCAGCUCCGGCAGCAGCAUGCAGCGGCAUGUGCGCGAGGCACACGGGAUCCAGCAGCACACCAAUGAGUAUCCCUAUCGCUGCAGCAAGUGCAGCCGCGGCUUCUACCUGGAGUGGCAUCGGGAGAGCCAUCAGAGCAGCUGCCGGCUGUACUCCUGCCCCGGCUGUGACCUCCAGUUCGUCAAGCGGUCGCUCUUCAUGAAGCAUUGCCACGAGACGAUGCACGGGCGCAAGCGCAACAGGAGCCGGAAGUGCCCGCGCUGCGAGAACAGCUACGACAAGCCCAGCGAUCUCAGGCUGCACAUGGAGGCCAAGCACAAGCGCAGUGUGGGGCCGUUUGCAUGCACCGAGGCGGGCUGCUCUCGCUCCUAUUCUUAUGCGCGUAGUUUGCGCCAACACCGACUGGCGGUGCACUUCGGCAGGCGCUUCGAGUGUCCGGCCAUCGACUGCGGACGCAGCUUCAGCAGUGCCCAGAAUCUGUCCAAGCACCAGGCACGAGAGCACACCGAAGUAGAGGCGAAGACUAAGGCCAAGGGGAAGGGGAAGGGGAAGCCCAAGACCAAGUCCAAUACGAAGGCACGCAAGUGCCGUCGCGAUGCUGGCAAACGCACCAAACGUUCCAGGCUGGCCAGCCUGCAGCUGGAGAAGGAUGGGGAUGAGUCCCCCGCUGUGAAGAAAGUCGCUGAAUCUUUGGUCGAUAAAGAGGCGGAGGAGGAUGAGGAUUCCUUGCAGCGUCUGAUUAGCGCGAUUCUUCAAGACGAAUAG
Drosophila obscura is the source of this 1134-nucleotide messenger RNA. RefSeq names its product zinc finger protein 699-like. NCBI's taxonomy places the organism in Eukaryota, Metazoa, Arthropoda, Insecta, Diptera, Drosophilidae. Gene Ontology annotation, biological process: regulation of transcription by RNA polymerase II. The transcript is spliced from 2 exons. Gene Ontology annotation, cellular component: nucleus. Gene Ontology annotation, molecular function: DNA-binding transcription factor activity, RNA polymerase II-specific; RNA polymerase II transcription regulatory region sequence-specific DNA binding. The record is from RefSeq and is a predicted model, not a curated record. The coding region runs from base 88 to 1134 and encodes 348 amino acids.